Molecule: messenger RNA, 3518 nt
Organism: Herpailurus yagouaroundi (jaguarundi)
Lineage: Eukaryota; Metazoa; Chordata; Mammalia; Carnivora; Felidae
Gene: P4HA1
Product: prolyl 4-hydroxylase subunit alpha 1
Exons: 15
Coding region: 192-1796 (534 amino acids)
Biological process (GO): peptidyl-proline hydroxylation to 4-hydroxy-L-proline
Cellular component (GO): endoplasmic reticulum
Molecular function (GO): L-ascorbic acid binding; protein binding; iron ion binding
Source: RefSeq, a predicted model, not a curated record
GCGCCGCCGUCGCAGCCUAGAGGUUAUAAAAGGGCUAACUGGCUCCCUCUGCUGCCCAGUCGCGCCGCCAGCGGGCUGAGGGGAAGGAGCAGGUAUCGGGCCCAAGAGCAGGCUACAGGGGACUGAAGAACGCGCCGCCCCUCCCGCCCCACUUCCCAGGUGUGUGAACCUGAAAAAUUAAGUCUUCCAAGAUGAUCUGGUAUAUUUUAAUUGUAGGGAUUCUACUUCCCCAAUCUUUGGCCCAUCCAGGCUUUUUUACUUCAAUUGGUCAGAUGACUGAUUUGAUCCAUACAGAGAAAGAUCUGGUGACUUCCCUGAAAGACUAUAUUAAGGCAGAAGAGGACAAAUUAGAACAAAUAAAAAAAUGGGCAGAGAAAUUAGAUCGACUAACUAGCACAGCAACAAAAGAUCCAGAAGGAUUUGUUGGGCAUCCUGUAAAUGCAUUCAAAUUAAUGAAACGUCUGAACACUGAAUGGAGUGAGUUGGAGAAUCUGGUCCUUAAGGAUACAUCAGAUGGCUUUAUCUCUAACCUAACCAUUCAGAGACAGUACUUCCCUAAUGAUGAAGAUCAGGUUGGGGCAGCCAAAGCUCUGUUGCGUCUCCAGGACACCUACAAUUUGGAUACAGACACCAUCUCAAAGGGUAAUCUUCCAGGAGUAAAACACAAAUCUUUUCUAACAGUUGAGGACUGUUUUGAGUUGGGCAAAGUGGCCUACACAGAAGCAGAUUAUUACCAUACAGAACUGUGGAUGGAACAAGCACUAAGGCAGCUGGAUGAAGGCGAGGUUUCUACCAUUGAUAAAGUCUCUGUUCUAGAUUAUUUGAGCUAUGCGGUAUACCAGCAGGGAGACCUGGAUAAGGCACUUUUGCUUACAAAGAAGCUUCUUGAACUAGAUCCUGAACACCAGAGAGCUAAUGGUAACUUAAAAUAUUUUGAAUAUAUAAUGGCUAAAGAAAAAGAUGCUAAUAAAUCUGCUUCAGAUGACCAAUCUGAUCGGAAAACCACACUGAAGAAAAAAGGGGUUGCUGUGGAUUACCUGCCAGAGAGACAGAAGUACGAAAUGCUGUGCCGUGGGGAGGGUAUCAAAAUGACUCCUCGGAGACAGAAAAAACUCUUUUGCCGUUAUCAUGAUGGAAACCGGAAUCCUAAAUUCAUUCUGGCCCCAGCUAAACAGGAGGAUGAGUGGGACAAGCCUCGUAUUAUUCGCUUCCAUGAUAUUAUCUCUGAUGCAGAAAUUGAAAUUGUCAAAGAUCUAGCAAAACCAAGGCUGAGCCGAGCUACAGUACAUGACCCUGAGACUGGAAAAUUGACCACAGCACAGUACAGAGUAUCUAAGAGUGCCUGGCUCUCUGGCUAUGAAAACCCUGUGGUGUCUCGGAUUAAUAUGAGAAUACAAGAUCUAACAGGACUAGAUGUUUCCACAGCAGAGGAGUUACAGGUAGCAAAUUAUGGAGUUGGAGGACAAUAUGAACCCCAUUUUGAUUUUGCACGGAAAGAUGAACCAGAUGCUUUCAAAGAGCUGGGGACAGGAAAUAGAAUUGCUACCUGGCUGUUUUAUAUGAGUGAUGUGUCAGCAGGAGGAGCCACUGUUUUUCCUGAAGUAGGAGCUAGUGUUUGGCCCAAAAAGGGAACUGCUGUUUUCUGGUAUAAUCUGUUUGCCAGUGGAGAAGGAGAUUACAGUACACGGCAUGCGGCCUGUCCAGUGCUAGUUGGAAACAAAUGGGUAUCUAAUAAAUGGCUCCAUGAACGUGGACAAGAAUUUCGAAGACCAUGCACCUUAUCAGAAUUGGAAUGACAAAUAGGCUUCCCUUCCUCUCCUGCUAUACUCUAAUGUGUCUGACAUGCACAUUUCCCAGUCUUAACUUUCAAGAGUUUACAAUUGACUAACACUCCAUGAUUGGUUUCAGUCAUGAACCUCAUCCCAUGUUUCAUCUGUGGACAAUCACUAACUUUGUGGGGUUUUUUUCCUUUUAAAAGUAACACUAAAUCACCAUAUUGUACAUAUAAACCUUUAAAGUUCAGUUGGUAUCACAGAGGAUAAAGCAAGGUAGAGUUAAAAAAUAAGGAAUUUUUACAUUUAUAUCUUAAAGAACUUCUUGGUUGGAUAAAAAAAAAACACUUUAUGCAUCUGAUUAUAGUAUUUCACUACAUCUCAGUUGGUAGGGGGUAGGCUAGAAUGGGCCAUGUGAUUAUAAGCCUUAUAGUUUGGACCUAGGUAUUACAUUUACCUAGUCUUAUUUUCUGGAUCUGCCUAAAGACUAGGAGUAAACUAGACCUCUAAUCUGGGUUCCAUUUGAUGUUUACCCCUCCAUACGCUAUUCUAAGUUGAUUUUUUUCCUCUCAAAUCUUUUUAAAGAAAGUAUACUGUAUUUUACCAAUCCCAUUCUUCUCUCACAGCUCCUCUGUGGUGAAUCAAAUCUGCUUGAGUUAAAAUAAUUUGAUUAAAAAGGUUUUUUAUUGCAAAGCCCUAUAUAACAACAGUGGGCCUUCUUAACUAAAAUGAUCAUUAGUCUGUUUAUUUCUCCCUUAAAUGACUAAUGGUUUUGUCCAUAAAAUUUGCUGUUUUUUGUAAUGCUAAUACCUUGCCUCUUAUCCCUGCUAUAGCAGGGUGGUGAUAUUGGCGUUCUGAUAAAAUAAAUAUCGUGCCUUAGGAGACUGGAAAUUUUAAAAUGUACAAGUCCUUUUAAUGAUGAGGGAAUUGAUAAAAAAAAAAAAGAAGAAUCUUUUUUCUAAAAAAGCCAAAAUGUCUGUUUUUUUUCACUUCUGAAAUGUGACGACAAUGACCUAUUUAUGAUCUUAAAUCUUUUUUUAAAAAUGUUUCUGUUUUCUGUGUGGUAUUUUUCUUAUUUGAAUGUGAAUGCAUACUCUAGUGCCAACAGGUGAUUUCUAUGGAUGUGUGUGUGUGUUUUUUGUUUUGUUUUGUUUUUAAUACAGAGGACUUAGAUCUAUCCUUUUGGUUUUCAUUCACUUUCAUGUCACACUGUUAUGGUAGAACUCUGAACUUUCAGCCAUUCAAUCAAUCAGAAUAUGUUUCCUUCAAAAGAAGCUCUACAACUUGUGGUUAUAAGGUUACUAUAAUAAUGGUACUUAAGACUUUCUCUUAUCCAAAAGUGUGGUAUAAUAUAAAGCCAUGAACCCAAAGAAGUAUAUCAGUUGACCCUUAAAACUAACCUUUUACAUUUCUUAUGGUGAGUCUUAAUUCAUACAAGGGCUCUUUAUCCUUUAUGCACUAUUUAAAUAUUUAAGGAAGAGUUUGGUUGUUUGGGUAAGAAGGUAUUAAAUCAACUGUGAAAUUCCUUUCUCCCAAAUACUUUGUUUCACCACAGCUAUUUUAGUAAGAAAUAUUGGAAAUGACCUUUAGUACUUUAAUUUAGAUUUUUUUAUACAUGAUUUUAAAAAAUCCUGUUAGAAGCAAUUUAAUGCAAAAGGAUAGAAAUUAAAUGGGAGUUCAAUGAAUGGAAACUAACCUUUCUUAUGUGUUUUAGCAAAUAGAAUAAAAGUAAUAUAUAUUUCGGAA